CUUGUCUAAGAGUGGGAGGGAUUUGAAGCACAAAGGGAGGAGCUUGUCGUUUGGUUGGCUGAUAUGGAUGUCCACCUGAGUGCGGUUGACCAGCUGACAGGAAACACAUGUGAAAAACUGAAACAACUGCAGAUCUACAGAUUUGGGAUAAGCUACAGGCUCCUCCACCCCUGCUGGCUCUUCUGUCCUGCCCAGGUUGGCGCUCCUGGUGCCCCCUCGUCAGGUCCAGCAGUCCUACCGUCCAUCCAACAGCUCCUUCUCCCCUCUUACAGCCUCUAUGGGAGCUCCAUCUGUGGUGGCUACAGGCCUUACAGCUACAGCUAUGGUGGCGGCUAUGGUGGUGGCUACAGCCUGGGAGGAUACAGACACACACCUCACCUUGAAGACGUCCCCCCCAGCAGACACUAACUGGGCGAGCGAGGAGGACGACCACGUGGUGGCCAGAGGAGAAUAUGACUUGACAGCUGCUUCUCAGGAGGAGCUUUCUAUGCGAGCUGGAGAGAUGCUCAACCUCGCUCCUAAAGAGCUACAGCCCCGUGUGCGUGGCUGGCUCCUGGCCAGUGUGGACGGUGAGACCACAUGCUCGUCCCAGCCAACUACGUUAAGAUCCUCAGCAAGAGAAGAGACCGCCGGGCCACAGAUAUGAGAGGCUCGCUCAGGCCCAGCAGGCAAACACGCAGGCA
Pelmatolapia mariae (spotted tilapia) is the source of this 683-nucleotide messenger RNA. Its product is annotated as peroxisomal membrane protein PEX13-like. NCBI's taxonomy places the organism in Eukaryota, Metazoa, Chordata, Actinopteri, Cichliformes, Cichlidae. The coding region runs from base 278 to 646 and encodes 122 amino acids. Gene Ontology annotation, molecular function: protein binding. The record is from RefSeq and is a predicted model, not a curated record. The transcript has 4 exons.